This is a messenger RNA of Lachancea meyersii CBS 8951, 724 nucleotides long. The record is from the annotation of a GenBank genome assembly. NCBI's taxonomy places the organism in Eukaryota, Fungi, Ascomycota, Saccharomycetes, Saccharomycetales, Saccharomycetaceae.
AUGUGGUUAGAAUUUGAGAACAAUGUGGUACCGACAGAGGCGCAAAUUAAACAGAGAUGCAGACAUCUCACUGAAAACGCGCAUCCCAAACUCUUUGGUGUCACUCAAAAGGAGGGGAGAAAACCCUUCUCGCUAACUGGUUUUGACAAAGUAGAUUACGUUUUGAAUCAGCUUUGUAGACUGAAAAAUGGUGCGGAACUGAGUAAAGCAGAGCUUCAAAAAAGUGUUACCUACCACCAAAAUAUCUAAAGAACUGCGGGCCAGAUGCUUUGCCCAAAUGGUUUCGCAAGCGUCAUCGAGAAUUCAAAUCAUUCAGACUCCGAUGAAGAAUCUUCCAUAGAUGGUGACGUGAAUCAGCCCAGCACUAUGACAGCCAGAAGGCGCAAGAGACCAAGAAAUUUGCUGAACUCAAGAGGUUUCACUUUGUUGGCCAAUUUCCUUUCAGAACUCCCAGCAUCAAUGAGAGAAAGGAAAUACCAAGAAAAAGCUCUACGGCAGAAGGAUCAAGAGUUAGCGUUAAAACGACAACAGCUGGAAUUGAGCGCUCAAAAAAUACAAGCGUGAGGAGGAGCUAUUGAGGCGCGGACAGUUCGACCACGACGCCAAAAAGCUAAAGACAAUAAUGGAAAUGAUUCUCACAGCCAAGAGCUUAGAAAAGGAGAAUUCUUCAUCGAGUAAAGCGGUACAGAAAAUAUUUCGAGACUUUUUGACUCAUUCUGCGUGA